Erpetoichthys calabaricus (reedfish) is the source of this 7078-nucleotide messenger RNA. It is a transcript of the gene rbm15, whose product is annotated as RNA binding motif protein 15. Lineage: Eukaryota; Metazoa; Chordata; Cladistia; Polypteriformes; Polypteridae. Gene Ontology annotation, cellular component: nucleus. Gene Ontology annotation, molecular function: mRNA binding. The transcript has a single exon. Gene Ontology annotation, biological process: regulation of alternative mRNA splicing, via spliceosome. The coding region runs from base 196 to 2856 and encodes 886 amino acids. The record is from RefSeq and is a predicted model, not a curated record.
GAAGGGGGCGGGAAUUUAUAUUUGUUGUUUGAAAAUGGCGAUUGCCUUUUCGGUGCUCGAGUGACAGUGAGGUGAAUAUACAUUUGAUGUGUAUUGUUUUUUUACGUAACAACUUGAUAUCUAGUCAGAUAAAAGUUUCAGCGACACACGAUUUUGUGACGCGGUACAGUUAGUUACGUGAAAAGUAUAUAAUUAAUGAAAAUGAAAGGCAAAGAACGAUCGCCGGUGAAAAAACGCUCCAGGGCCUUGGAAGAUAUCCGAGACAGAGGAGGAAGCCAUCCCAACAACAAGAAAAUAGGAGCCCUUGCCACCUCUGGCGGUGGCAGCGGUGGAGCCAGCAGCAGUAGCAACAACGGCAACAGCUCCGGAAAAAGUGAAAGCAGCUCCAGCAGACGGAGUCUUUUGAGCGAAAAGCGUACGGAAAGCCGCGACUUCGACGUGCACUCCUCCAGCAGGGCGAGUAGCACCAACCACAGUUACGCCAGCGCUACGGCCGCAAGCUCGGGGAGCAGUAAGAACCAUCUGAAUAGCCUGAAUGCAGAGACUUCGGCCACCCGCAGCAACUCACGCGCUGGGGAUCCUCCACAGCAGCAGCGGCCUCCUCCGCCGCCCCUCUCCAGCGCAGAGAGCGAGUACAAAACACUAAAAAUAAGCGAAUUGGGCUCCCAACUCAGCGACGAAGAGAUCGAGGACGGAUUGUUUCACGAAUUCAAGAAAUUUGGCGACGUGAGUGUAAAAAUCAGUCGCAUAAGCGACGAGAGAGUGGCGUUUGUGAACUUCAGGCGGCCCGAAGAUGCACGCGCUGCUAAGCACGCCCGUGGCCGGCUCGUGCUUUAUGAUCGGCCGCUUAAGAUCGAGGCCGUGUAUCUUAAUCGCAGGCGGAGUCGCUCGCCCAUCGAUAAAGACAGCUAUGCGGCAGUGUCGGCGCAUGCCAGGCACCCCCACGUCCAGCGGCCCUUGUCUCCUACAGCUUUGGGGUACAGAGAUUACAGAUUGCAGCAACUCGCACUGGGGCGUCUCCCACCACCGCCGCCACCCCCCUUGCCUCGAGAUUUGGACAGAGAAAGGGAAUAUGCAUUUUACGAGGCCCGGGCACGUCCGCCAUACAGUCUAGCAGAAAGAGCAGCUUUGCGUGAAGAGGAAAUCAUUUCCCCUGAAGACGACCAAAGAGCAAACAGGACGUUAUUUUUAGGCAACUUGGACAUCACCAUCACCGAGUCCGACAUCCGAAGAGCUUUUGACAGGUUUGGUGUGAUUACUGAAAUAGACAUUAAGCGACCAGACAUUAAGCGACCCAUCAGGGGUCAAACUAGCACCUAUGGCUUUCUCAAGUAUGAAAAUUUGGACAUGGCCCACCGGGCUAAGCUAGCCAUGUCUGGCAAAGUUUUGUGCAGAAACAUUAUUAAGAUUGGCUAUGGAAAGGCCACACCCACCACACGCCUGUGGGUAGGGGGAUUAGGACCUUGGGUUCCCUUGGCAGCACUUGCAAGAGAGUUUGAUCGCUUUGGCACCAUUCGGACUAUUGACUACAGAAAAGGUGACUCUUGGGCAUAUAUUCAAUAUGAAAGUCUGGAUGCUGCUCAGGCUGCCUGCACUCACAUGAGGGGUUUCCCACUUGGGGGCCCAGACCGCAGAUUACGAGUGGAUUUUGCUGACACAGAACAUAGAUACCAGCAGCAGUACUUGCAGCCUUUGCCUCUGCCCCACUAUGAUGUAGUAGCAGAAAGCUUUGUGCACCGUGUUGCUCAAGAACCUCUGAGGGGCAGGGAAAGAACUCCUCCAGCGCUGCACUUCAGAGAACGAGAACUGUAUCCAGCUGCUGAUUGGGUAGCCCCCUCAGCUAGGGACAGAGUGAGAGCAGGUUAUGAACAACUUGAUCAUCUUGACCGAGAACGCAGGCCAAGAGAAAGCUGGUCAUUGGAGCGAGAAAGAGAACUACAAAACCGUGACCAAACCCGAAAACGCAGAUUGUUGGAAGAGAGCCGACACCUGGAUCGUUCCCCUGAAAGGCGACGGCAUUGUCCAUCACUUGAGCGAAGUCCAGGCGGAAGCAGUAGCAGGGAUGGGGGUCGUUACAGUGACUCUGAGCGUCCCCUGCGUAGUGAGAGAGCCUCUCCAGCUCGUGAUAGACAUGCCAGUGCUGAGAGAAGCCAAAGUGAGAAGAAGGGAGGCGAAAGAUUAAAAAAUGCCAACCUGACUGAGACUAACACAGGGGGCACUAGUGAGCGGGAACGCAAACGCAAGUUCAGUGAUACUUCUAAGAGUCCAGCUAAAAAAGAAGAGAAAUUUGAGGCCAGUUCUUCAAAGCCUGCUGCACAGCAGAAACCGGACAGCAACCAGAAACUUUGUCUGGCCUGGCAGGGAAUGUUACUGUUAAAAAAUAGCAACUUUCCGUCAAACAUGCAUCUUUUGGAAGGAGACCUGAAUGUCGCUACGAGUCUUCUUGUUGACAGCUCAGCUGGAGGCAAGGUUGCCCAACUUAAAAUCACUCAGCGUCUACGCCUAGACCAGCCCAAGCUUGAUGAGGUGAACCGACGCAUCAAAGUGGCUGGACCCACUGGCUACUGUGUCCUUCUUGCAGUUCCUGGAAAAUCAGAAGGGAGUUCAUCUGUUUCGGAUCAGGCAGCAUCCACUCAGAGGCCACUCAGGAACCUGGUGUCCUAUCUAAAGCAAAAGCAGGCAGCAGGUGUUAUCAGCCUGCCAAUUGGUGGCAGCAAAGACAAGGACAACGCUGGAGUUCUCCAUGCUUUCCCUCCUUGUGAUUUCUCUCAGCAGUUCUUGGAUUCCUCUGCCAAAGCUCUCACGAAAACUGAAGAGGACUACUUGGUCAUGAUAAUAGUGCGUGGAGCAUCCUAAAGAGGAAGGGAGGGGGGGAAAGUUGUUUAUAAUUGUACGUAACGGCAACACUGCAUGCACCUUUUCUUGCAUUAUGGGAUAUGGCAGUCUAUCUUCUGGGCUUUCAUCUCUUUCUACAUUUUGCUGAAAAGCAAAUGAUCAGUUUAUGUGAAAAAUUACACAUUUAAAUACUAGUCCAAUAGUCACAGUGUUUCCAAAGUCAAAUUAUAUUUUCAGUUCUUUACAUUUUUUUUUGUUUUGGCGUCAUGCCGUUUGCUAGGAAAUGUGUUCUUUGCAGAUUGCUAUAGCUGAGCAGUUGAAAUAAGCCAAUGGAAAGUAAUACAGUCUGAGAAUUGUUUGUGUUUUUAAUUUGCACUCCAUUGCAGAUAGGCCAGUUAUUUUGUUGAAUAGUAAAAUAUUAAGGAAAAGAGUAGGCAUCCAUAAAAUGUGGAGUGACAUUUUCUUCUACCUUUCAGUUAGAAGUUAACAGUUUGAUAAUGCAUUUGCUAUUUGACACUGUAAUUGGAUGUUGUUUAUCCAGUUUACAGUUGAACUUUCCCAGUUGAACUGCCGGGAUGUUUGGUUGCUCCAAAUUUAAAAAGAGCUUUUAAAGGCUUUGAUCUUUAUAUAUUGGCCUUCUGCAAUUUAUAAAUGCUGUCUUGUCCGUUUUCUGUAUAGACUGUAUGGUGCUUUCUGGCUUGCUCCUGCUGUAGUAUCCCAAGCUGGUUCAGGGUUAGCAUUACAAGAGCUAUGGUAAUCCUAAAAACCUUUUGUUUACAAGUGGAAAUUAAUUUGCAAUUUAAGGAAUUCAAAAAUGGUCAGACUUAACUAAAAACAAUUAAGUCCAUGUUGGAGAUAAGUAAUGCAUAGACUUUUUUUUUUUUUUUUUUUUUUUAACCUAAAAAGAUAUGAUAAGCCCUGAAGUACUGUGAAACAUUCUUUAGAGGGAGAUGUAUAUUAUGGCAAAAGCUAAAUAAUUCUGGCUGAAUAUGUUAGAAAGGAAAUACCUCAGUUUAACACACUCAUAUAUUCAGUAUCCCAUAAUGCCCUUUAAGGUAUUCAUCAGUGACAGUGUUCCAUUCAAAAAGUUUAGAAAAACUGCAAGACUGAAUGUUUUAUGAUUGAUUGCAUUAUUCUUGAGUCCCGAUACUUCACUAAACAGGCAACCCUGACCUAUUUCUAUUUAAAUGCAUUCUAUAGGACACAUAAGGAAUAUUAUAGCAAAUGUGGAAAACAUGAAGUUUAUGUAAUUAGGACAAAAAUAUGUCCAGCUAACUUGGCAGAGUAGGAUUCAGAAAACUGGGUAUAGUACAUAUGUAGGACACUCUUUGUUUCCCAUAAAAAGGUGAAUAUUUUUAUUUUGGCAGAAAAAUGAGAAAAUUAUACAUGGCUGUUAGUCUGCUUUCAUACAGAAUAUUUAAUCUUAAAUAUUGGCUUUGGCUUAGUGUUUCUUGUCAUAUUUUGACAUUGGGUAACAAAGCUGUGGGUCCUGCUAAGACCUAUUUGAGUUUUAUUAUUGUAAUUAUUAUUUUUACUAUUUCAUCCUCAACCUACCUUUCUUGCUGAGUUUAUUUUCAGCACUAUCAGGCAGGCUUGGUCAAUGUGCAAGAGUCUCCUUCUGAAUAUUAAGUAAAUGUCAUUUUUGAUAUUUUUUAGUAUUAUUUGCUGCAGUUUGUCAUUUUUGUUAAAAUUGAUAAUCCUCUAUAUUUUAUUUGCUGCACUGUGAGCUUUUAUGAAUAACAUACUGCCAGAGAGCACAUUUACACCACUGCCUUUUAGUGAGUGGAAUUGACCUCGGUAGCAUUUCAUUUAAUACUGUGAAUACUGACAGCCUGUAUAGUUCUCUCAUUAAAUGUUUGCUAGGCACCAACAAUACACUACUGUGUAGACUCACAAAUCAAAUGUUUUUGUGUUUUGAGGGCAUACUGGUUUUUGAAGAAACAAUAAGGUUAUAUUUUGAUUAAAGUAACAGAAUUUGCAUCCUUUAUUUAAUUUGAUAUAUUAGUCUGUAUUCUACCAUUUAAUAUGCAUUGCAGUAAAAUCAAAAAAGCAAUUGUUUAAAAAAAUCAACUCGUAAGUCAGUAAAUCUGGUAUUUUACAAGAGCAAAAGAUGCAUAUCAAAUAGUGAAAGUAAAGAAAGAAAAUGUUCCCUGCAGCCUUUUUAAUAUGCUCAGUAAGAGUAAUUCUUGCUUUUAAGAUCACUGUAUGCUUUACAGAAACCCAUUUCUUUCAAUUUUCUUGGGGAUGAUACAUGCAGAAAAAAACAUGGUUGUUGCUGCAUGAUGCAGAUAGUUAUUAUUCCAGAUGCUGUAGAGAAUGAUAAAGCCUAAAGAAUAUGACCAACACAAACAUUUUCUUUUGGAAAAAUUUGAUGAGUGGCAGCCUUUUGUUUUCUUUGCCUUUUCCCCAUUUUUAUUAACCUUUUCACACUUGUCCAUUUUACAGUUGAUUAAGUUAGUGUUAAAUGCAAUAUAAAUAGUAAUGGAACGUCUAAAUGCAAGUUUCCAAAAAGGCAAAGUGUUUUUUUUUUUGUCCGCUCCAUACAGCUUUUGUCACUCUAGUUUUUGCAGAGGGUAGGGUUAAUGAGGGGGACUGUGACUUGCACUCGGUACAUUGUAGGUCUAGGGACUUGCCUAAUUGUGCUAUAUGUGCUACAUUUUCAUGUAUUUGUAAAUCACCAGAAAAUGUGGAUUUUUUUUUUUCUUUACUAAUCUUUCAUGUAUGUCAUCAACAUUAGGACCCUAUUCCAACUGAAAUUCAGAAACAUAGUUGAAUUUAAUAUAGAUAGGCUUUGUUUUAUUUUAAAUGCAAAUUACAGCCUCUUUUUUUUAAUUUUAAAUACAGGCUUGAUACUAAAAUACACUUAAUUUAUAAGCCACUCUUUAGGAACUGUUGUUAUUAAGGCUAUUGCAAUUGAGUUGUGCAACAUUGAGUGCAAAAUACAAAAUUGUGCUAAUAUUUGUUGUUAUGUAAAAGAAGUAAGUAUGUUUAGCAAGUACAUUUUACUUAAUUGAAAAUGUAUGGACCCUUUUUUAUAGUGCAUGGUAAUGUACAAUAGAAAUACAGAUAAAGGUUGGGCUGGAUAGCAUAAUGUAAAAGUAAGAUUAGGAAUAUUUUGACUCUAAGCACUGUUCUGUACAAUGAAAGUUCAGUAACAAUUUUAACUUAAGGCACUGCUGUUACUAUAUGAAUGGUUACAGGUAGAUAAGCCUUAAGUUUUAUUUCUUCUAGUUCUUAGAUUGAAUAAAAAUGCCAUUAUUGAUAAUUUUAUGGAACCCUUAAAAUGUUUCCUUUGGCUAAUUGAAACAACAAAGCGCUAAAUUUAAAUAUUUAUAUAUUUCUAUAUGCUUUACUGUAACAUCAUUUAUAGAAAUAAAGAUUUAACCUGGUUUUCUAGCUAAUGUGAAGCAUUCUACAGUUAGGAUUAUUACUGUAUAUCUUGCGGCAUAAACCAUGAGUCAAAAUGUAUAAGUUGGGUAAUGUAAAAUUUAAGGAUAUUUUAAAGACAUUGAAAAAUGGCCAAUAUGUUUACUUUAUUCAUAUAACAUGUUAACUGAUCCAGUAAGCUUAUAGUUUCAUAGAUACAAGAAACAUGGGUUUUUAAACAUAUUUCUGUAUUGUUGCAGGCCGUAGAAAUGUGUGUUGUUGGUGCCAAAGCAUUAGACUUUUUAUACACUUUAUUGCUAAACUGCAGUCACUUAUUUUUGUCUCUAUGCCUUUUUCAGAACUAACUGUAAUGUAAACAAAAAAAUUGUACAAAGAAAAAAAACAUUUUUUUGUGUUCGUGUAAUACAUUCUUCAGCUUCAAGCAAGUUACAAAGAGGACUUUGGAAGAAAAACAGCAUCAUCCGUUGGACAUUUUGCAACAUUUGUUUCAAGUUAAGAAAAAGAAAAGUGCAUACAUGUGUGCCGUUUUGAGGCGGAGUUGGAUAAAAUUUGGAAAGCAUUUUGUUUAGUAUUGGUGCAUUUUCAUUGAAAUGACAACUUUAAAGGUUGUGUAACUGCUAUUGUCAUGCCAGUCCACAUGUUUUAAAUGGAAAAUUUGACAUCUUUUGAUUUAUGCUUUGUACUCCUGAUUUCUGGGGGAAAAAGAGAGCUUGAUUCAGGAAACCGCCCCCACGUCUCACAGACAGCUGAGAAAAUAGCUGUUUAACACUUAGAAGAAAAAAAGCCUGUGCACAAGCACCUAAAUUGAUUUUGUUUCAGUCUCAAUAAAUUGUGUUUCUUUUGAGGAAAAAGAGAA